Molecule: messenger RNA, 1038 nt
Organism: Hemiscyllium ocellatum (epaulette shark)
Lineage: Eukaryota; Metazoa; Chordata; Chondrichthyes; Orectolobiformes; Hemiscylliidae
Gene: mchr2b
Product: melanin concentrating hormone receptor 2b
Exons: 2
Coding region: 1-1038 (345 amino acids)
Biological process (GO): neuropeptide signaling pathway
Cellular component (GO): neuron projection; membrane
Molecular function (GO): melanin-concentrating hormone receptor activity; neuropeptide binding
Source: RefSeq, a predicted model, not a curated record
AUGGAGAAUCUGACAGGGAGCUGGGGCUUCAACGCUUCGGCAGGAUUUGGCACAGCGAAUAUCUCGGGAGCUGGGGAUGUCGAGCUGUUAGACCAGAACACCGUGAUGCACAUUUUACCCUCGGUCUACGGGGUCCUGUGCAUUGUCGGGGUCGGGGCGAACUGCCUGGUCAUCUACACCCUGCUGGCUUGCAAAGCCAAGGGGGUCUCAGACAUCUAUGUUCUGAGCUUGGCCAUUGCAGACCUGCUGUUUCUCCUGGGGAUGCCCUUCACAAUCCACCAACUGGUCAGGGACAGGCACUGGGUGUUCGGCCAGUUCAUGUGCAAGGCCAUAACUGUGCUAGAUGUCACCAACCAAUUCACCACAGUGGGCAUUGUCACCGUACUGUGUGUGGACAGGUAUAUUGCAAUUGUGCACCCUACCACGGAGAAACGGACCAUCUGUCGGACAGUGCUUGUAAAUGUCCUUGUUUGGCUUGGCAGCCUGUUACUGACAAUCCCAGUCAUGCUGUAUUCCAGGACGAUCCAGGCAGGAGGCUCGGAAAUAUGUGCCCUGGACCUGCCCUCUGGAGUAAAGGACAUGUACUGGUAUACACUCUACCAGUCCAUACUGGGAUUUAUCAUUCCUCUGAUUAUUAUAAGCACUUUCUACUCAAUGACUCUCUUCCACGUCUUUAAAUCACUCCGAAGAGUUGGCAGGAAGCAAUCCGUGCAGGCAAAGAGAGCGACCAAGACUGUUCUCAUGGUGAUUGGUGUCUUUCUGGUUUGUUGGUUGCCUUUUCACGUGAUGCAGGUGCUCAACCUAACCUCCAUGACCCCCACCUUGCUCUUUCUUUACAUCUAUCACGUUAGCAUCUGUCUGAGCUAUGCUCACAGCUGUGUCAACCCUCUCGUUCUCCUGUUCUUCACAAAGACCUUCCAAGAGCGUUUGUGUGGCACAGUGGCGAAAAGCAGUUCCACCUCUCAUGUCAAGUUGACCACCACCAGAAGGGCUGGUACCUGUGAAAGCGUAGAGAUAGAGUGUAAGAGCUCAGUGUGA